CCUCUUUCCUCCAAAACCGUCCUCCUCCUCUGCUCUCUCUCUCUCUCUCUCUCUCUCUCUCUCUCUCUAAAACUCCUCUGUUUCUCUAACCUCUGUAUUUUCUCUCUAAUGGAAAACCGCUUCAAGCUAAAGCUCUCCCGCAUGUUCCACAAGGCCUCACUCGGCACCUGCCGCUCACGCAGCAUCUCUGACGUGAUCCAAAAAACUGAUCACUCUCCUCCCAAGCCAGCUCCUCCUCCUCCUCCUAAGCCUUUCCCGUCCAUUUGCAGACCUAAAUGCUCCGACGACCAGAAACAGCAACCCAUCAACCGCAGCUGCGUCAUUUCCAGAUCCAACACAGACCUCAUGCUCCCCAGACGCAAGAUUUUCGAACGUCGCUCCCCAUUUGUGAAGCCUGAAAUCCCUCCCAAUUCUCUGUUCUCGCAUUCAAAUCCAUUCUACGAAGUUCAUGAAAGCCAUAGCUUUCGACAGAGAAAGAAGAAAGCGACCAAGAAGAAGAAGAAGAAGACGAGGAGUAAGAAAACCGAUCUUUUCGCAAUCAGCUCUUCUUCUUUGGAUAGUAAUCACUUUUACAAUGGGUGGUGGUCUAGCAGUGAAGAUGAAGAGAAAGAAGACGAGACUGAUACUCUGUUUUCCUCGAACACUCACACUUCCGAUUCGUCAGGGUCUCGCCGGCGACUGCGUUCGAGUUCUCAGAGGAAAGGUCAGAGCUUUGGCCGGAGAAGAGGGGGUUCUGAGGUGGGUCUGAUGCCAUUGCAAGGAAAAGUGAAGGACAGCUUUGCUGUGGUGAAGAAAUCUAGUGAUCCUUACAACGAUUUCAGAACAUCAAUGGUGGAAAUGAUCGUGGAGAAGCAGAUAUUUUCUGGCAAAGAUCUUGACCAUCUCUUGCAGUGUUUUCUGAAGCUGAACUCGCCUCAUCAUCACAGAGUUAUUAUUGAGGUUUUCACUGAGAUUUGGGAGGCUCUGUUCUCCAACUUGGGGACUUGAAGAAACAAAACACUCUGUUUUCCUCUGUAAUCUGUGCUUAGGUUUAAUUUCUGAGGAAGAAGAAAUAGUUAGGAUUCUAACUUUGGUUGACUAAUUAGUGGGUUUAUCUUCUAUUUUCACUUUA
Molecule: messenger RNA, 1111 nt
Organism: Rosa chinensis
Lineage: Eukaryota; Viridiplantae; Streptophyta; Magnoliopsida; Rosales; Rosaceae
Product: transcription repressor OFP8
Exons: 1
Coding region: 109-987 (292 amino acids)
Biological process (GO): negative regulation of DNA-templated transcription
Source: RefSeq, a predicted model, not a curated record